AUGGCACGCGUUGCCGAAUUACAGGACUAUUUAUUCAAAUUUUUGAUCAUUGGCAAUGCUUCGACUGGCAAGACUUGUAUCUUACAUCAAUUUCUUGAUAAUGAAUUUAAACAUGAAGGUACACAUACAAUUGGUGCAGCGUUUGGAUCGAAAGUAGUUACUGUCUCAAAUAAAACUGUCAAAUUACAAAUCUGGGAUACUGCCGGUCAAGAACGAUUCCGAUCAGUUACACGUAGUUAUUAUCGAGGUGCAUCUGGUGCUUUACUUGUCUACGAUAUUUCUAAUCGAGAAAGUUACAAUGAUGCUAUUAACUGGCUAACAGAAGUUCGUGCGGCAGCCAGUCCGAAUAUUGUCAUUAUCUUAUGUGGUAACAAAAACGAUUUAGAAGAUGAUCGACGUCAGGUGACAUUCCUCGAAGGAAGCCGAUUUGCACAAGAACAUGAUCUAAUGUUUCUUGAAACAUCCGCAUUGACAAACGAAAAUAUCACUGAGAGUUUUGAACAAUGUGCACGAAUUAUUAUAUCAAAAAUCAAUUCAGGUAACAUUGAUCCAUCUCGUAUGUAUUCGGGCAUUCAAUGCAAUGCUACAACUAUUACUGCUCCUCACAAUGAGAAUUCUUCGAAUAACCUGAAACAAAAGAGCGCAUUCAAUUGCGCUGGAUGUCAAACAUAA
Messenger RNA from Adineta ricciae, 672 nucleotides. NCBI's taxonomy places the organism in Eukaryota, Metazoa, Rotifera, Eurotatoria, Adinetida, Adinetidae. The record is from the annotation of a GenBank genome assembly.